This is a messenger RNA of Moneuplotes crassus, 309 nucleotides long. NCBI's taxonomy places the organism in Eukaryota, Ciliophora, Spirotrichea, Euplotida, Euplotidae. The record is from the annotation of a GenBank genome assembly.
CUGUGUAGGUACCCAAAGAGCAUCACCUUCACGUACAAUGGAGACGAGUAGGAAAUGUGCUGGUAUUUUAGGGAGUUCAAGACUACGAUUGGAAGAACAGUUUCGCUCAUGAUCAAGAUUGUUUUAAUAUUAUACGCUUAUAUUAUGCUGAGAAUCAUGAUGGGUAGGAAAUAACACAUCAAAAAUUGUGAACACAGUUAUAAAAGAUAUUUUGAAUGAUGCUAGCCCAAUCUCCUUGCAGGGGACCAAUUUUUAAUUUGCUUUUUCCGGAUCUGUUAAUGCAGUUCCUGGAUUUUAAUCCACUAAUGA